Chiloscyllium plagiosum (whitespotted bambooshark) is the source of this 3067-nucleotide messenger RNA. It is a transcript of the gene rab6a, whose product is annotated as RAB6A, member RAS oncogene family. Gene Ontology annotation, molecular function: GTP binding; GTPase activity. The record is from RefSeq and is a predicted model, not a curated record. NCBI's taxonomy places the organism in Eukaryota, Metazoa, Chordata, Chondrichthyes, Orectolobiformes, Hemiscylliidae.
GGAAAGUCUCUUCCGGCCAUCAAGUGUAGGUUGUCGAGCAGCAGUUAGUAUAGUAACCGUAGAGAGUCGACCUCAGUUUUUUUUCCCUGUGUGUCUGUGGAUCAGUGAUUGACGGUGCCCGUUGGGAUAAUUAACCAACUAUAUAUAGAUAAAUAGAUAGAGCCGGUAGGAUUGUUCAGCGUUAAACCUACCACCGUUAUAUAUCCUAAAACAUUACAUUCCAGCGGUGCUCGUAAAGGAGAAGCGAACAGACUUCUUUUUAUAUAUAUUUUAACUUAUUUCUCUUCCGCGCGAUGACUUCGGGAGGCGAUUUCGGGAAUCCGCUGAGGAAAUUCAAGCUGGUUUUCCUGGGCGAACAGAGCGUGGGGAAGACUUCAUUGAUAACGAGGUUCAUGUAUGACAGUUUUGACAACACUUACCAGGCAACCAUUGGAAUAGAUUUUUUGUCAAAAACUAUGUAUUUGGAAGAUCGAACAAUACGGCUUCAGCUCUGGGAUACUGCAGGCCAAGAGCGUUUCCGUAGCCUUAUUCCCAGUUACAUCCGUGAUUCAGCCGCAGCUGUAGUAGUUUACGAUAUCACAAAUGUAAACUCCUUCCAACAAACCACAAAAUGGAUCGAUGAUGUCCGAACAGAGAGAGGAAGUGAUGUUAUCAUAAUGUUAGUUGGGAAUAAGACUGAUCUUGCUGAUAAAAGGCAAGUUGCAAUCGAGGAAGGAGAAAGAAAAGCCAAAGAACUGAAUGUAAUGUUUAUUGAAACUAGCGCUAAAGCUGGCUACAAUGUAAAACAGCUUUUCCGGCGUGUAGCUGCUGCCUUGCCUGGAAUGGAAAGCACACAGGAUAAGAGCAGAGAAGACAUGAUCGAUAUAAAACUGGAAAAGACUCAAGAGCAACCAGUCAGUGAGGGAGGGUGCUCUUGCUAAUAUUGGCUCUAUAAGCCACUGCUUAUUUGUCAUUACCAUCCACCACAGUGUGAAUAUUGGCUAGUAAUCUUACCCUGUUGGUAAAGUAUUGCAAUUCAUCAUUGCUGGCUGUCUUGUAAUUGAUCUAUUAGCUUCACUAGCACAAACGUGGAGAAAAUGUCAGUGUCUUCAUUGGAAAUAAAUACAAAAAUAUGUAAUUGCCAAAACUCAACUUGCAUCAGUUUACUUUUAAUCAGAAGACACAUUUUGUUCUUUGCGUUGUAUAAUAUUGCACUUUUAAUGAUGGAAUUCUGUAACUGUUUAGUGUAAAGGACAGUUUAUGCAGAUAACAUCUGAAUGCUAAGUGGCUUUAUGACAGUGACUACAUUAUCUGAACAAUGAGACACCAGUGAAUUAGACCUUUUUAAUUGUUUUAAAUGAUAGGUUUCUCAUUGUGAUCUGUUGACAAAACUAAAUUUCUCAAGGGUGCAAAGAGAACUAAAAAAACUUAAUUUACACCAAACAUCUCUUAAACUUUACAAAAAUCUGUUAGUUUUAACAGUUCCAGUUUGUGAUAUAACACCCAAAUCAUUGUGUGCAUGAUUCAUCUAUAAUGCAAUGUUGAGUUCCUUUUUUAGCACGUUGAGUCCAGCAUCUUUUAUAAAAUUCUGUCACAUUGUUUGGUUGUGUACACUAACAUGGUGAUGGCCACUCAGAUGUGCGUUUUCAAAUAAUUAUGCACUGUUUCCAGCUAAAUGAAUUUGCAUUGAAUGGGCAGAAAAAGAUCAAAAUCAACCCUUUGUGUUGUGGAUGGUGGAAAGUUCUCUUUGCUCACUUGCGCACACGUAAAAUUAAAAUGUCAUCUAGCAUACAGAGAUCACUUCAAUUGUGCAUUUGAAGGAAGGAAAACUUUCACAUGCAAGACUUGUAAAAUUAUGCAUCGUUUAUGCCUUUUUUGUUCUAGGGCUUCCAUAUUGGUUAGAAGUUUGUAAUUCUGUGUGGUUUGACUAACACACCCAGAAUAUAAUUUAGCAUUUUUAUUUAACUUGGAUUAUCUCCCCACUUUUUAAUUUAUUCUGUACUCCAGUUUUUAAAUCUUUUAGAUUUGUGUGACCAAUUUUUUUUUUGUCAUGUUAGGUUUUACUUCAUGAACACACUAGCUUUAUUUUACAUGUAACAUUCUUUCUGAUCUAAGUAUCUGAAGUAUGUUUAGACUAACUGGUUGUGGGGUGGAGAAACUGUUUCCAGUUAAUGCUGUACACCACUUAUUCCUAUCGGAGAAAGUAUAAACAAAUGGAACUGUCAUGCCCUCCAGUUGGGAUUUUUGCAUCCUUUAAGUGCCUACACCCAUACGUUGUUAAAGUAGGGCUGCAGGUAUGGUUGGUCUCAUCAUUGCUAAGAAUCAUAAUUCUGCCUUACUUUUGGUGUGGCAUUCAUGGGCAUAGCGAUGUCCUAGUUUUCAUGAGACAUCUAUCAAAGUUUGGGAUUUUGCCUGGAAAUGGCUGCUUCCCAGCCUUGCAUGCCAGAGCUGUAAUGAUUUGCUUAUCCAUUGUUAGGUUACUAAUUUUUUCAUAAUUUUGCUACUGAAAAUACUGUAAGAUGGUGUGGCUUGGGUUAUUUUUUUCUAUGUUUUCCCAUUUGUAUUUUUUAUGUAAAAACAUUUUUCUUGGGAGUACAAGAAAAUAACACUAAAAUGAAUUCUUUUUCACCAAAAUAUCUAAAUAGCUAAAUAAAUAAUUAUUAUUCAAGUUCAACUGAGGAAGUUCUUUGACCAAACAAGAGCAUGCUGAUUUUUAUUAGAACUUCUUUAUACACUGACAAAACUAACAAGCUUGUAAACACUGUUUCGAGAGCAGCAUUUUUCUCAAGUAUGAUUUGAAAAUUCUUUCACAAAUUGAGCUAUCAAAGCUUCUGUGGUGCAGUAGUGUGCAGUUUCAGUAGUACGGUUUUUGAACAGAAUAUGGCUUAUUUGGCUUGACUGUUGUACCCAUGCAACUGUAUAUUCAUUACUACUUUUGCGUAUGUAUUGUUACUAUGAUAACCCUUGAAGUUACAGAAAAAAUGGAAAAAUUUUUGUCCAAAAUAUCACUAGUACCUCAGCUCUGUUUGAUAAUGUAAAAUAAAAACCCAAAGCCUGAACAAAAUAAAACACCUGCCUAUUCAAAGUA